Armigeres subalbatus is the source of this 1057-nucleotide messenger RNA. It is a transcript of the gene MED31, whose product is annotated as mediator of RNA polymerase II transcription subunit 31. The record is from RefSeq and is a predicted model, not a curated record. The transcript is spliced from 5 exons. Gene Ontology annotation, cellular component: mediator complex; core mediator complex. NCBI's taxonomy places the organism in Eukaryota, Metazoa, Arthropoda, Insecta, Diptera, Culicidae. Gene Ontology annotation, biological process: regulation of transcription by RNA polymerase II. Gene Ontology annotation, molecular function: transcription coregulator activity. Bases 282 to 929 code for a protein of 215 amino acids.
GAAACGUCAAACCGUUGUCGGACUUCACAGGAAAAUCAACGCGUCAAGUUUGUUCCGCUUCGGUGGAUUGAAUUCGUAAAUUUCCAGGUGAACUAAAAGCAUUGCGUCUCAAGAACCGGCGAUGAGCUCCUACGGUUGUAGCAAUUAGCAAAUACUUUUACCUAGUUGUUUGUUCAAACACGAAACCGCUGCGGUAAUCUGGUCUAUUCGAACCAAGAGUCAGCUAGAAGGUCUCUCACAUCCUCUGUGGUUUGGGAAACACUUUUGGAUUGCACGGAAUCAUGGCAAAUAAGAUGGUCGGGAAGGGUAAAUUGCCCGUUGAAUCAGAAGAUGCACAAAAGCUACGCUUCCAAGCAGAACUCGAAUUCGUACAAUGCCUGGCGAAUCCAAAUUACCUUCAUUUUCUUGCGCAACGCGGUUUCUUCAAAGAUGGCAACUUCAUAAACUAUUUGAAGUAUCUACUGCACUGGAAGGAUCCAGAGAUGGCCAAGUACCUUAAAUAUCCGAUGUGUCUCUAUUUCCUUGAUUUGCUACAGUACGAACACUUCCGGCGUGAGAUUGUCAACGCUCAGUGCUGUAAGUUCAUAGACGACCAGGCCAUCCUCCUAUGGCAGCACUACACUCGAAGGCGCACGAGACUUACGUCGCUGGGAACGACGAGCCUCACUGGUUUGGCUGUCGGUGGUCAGCCGGUCGGUGGCGGCGUCCAGGGGCCUCUACUGUCCAACGAGCCGAUUCCGAUGGCAAACAACAAUAACCCAAACAGCACCAACGCCAACAACCCUCAGCAGCCAGGCCAGCAACAGCAAAACGGUGCUCCAAUAUCUCAGCAGAAUGGUCUUUCGAACAGUACCGGAAUGCCAGGAGGAGUGAUGGGGUCAGGUGGUGGUGGCGGUGGUGUUAAUCUCAGUGGUCCAAAAGUGUCCUAAGUUUUUUUUCUAAAUAAAAUACGAGUGAGAGUAAACAUUUCGAACACCGCAGCUUCGAAAGAUUUAAUGUUUUCUUCUGUAAAAAAGACUGUUCUAUAAAUAUUCUAAUAUCAUGUUUAUUUAAGUAA